AUGGACGAGGCGGACGAUGACACCCACACCUUCAAGGUCGGCUUCACCGCCGCCGGAGAGGAGCAGUUCCGGGAGCUCGUGAGGGAGAAGCUGCGCGGGUUCAAGAGAGACGUGGACGACACCCUCGUGGAAUAUGUUACUAUCAUGCUCAAGAAUGGAAAACGUAAGGAUCUCGCCAGUAACGAACUCCAUGUAUUUCUAGGGGAUGACACUGCAGUAUUCAUUUCCUGGUUGUGGGACCAUCUUUCUUUAAAUAUGCACUUAUAUGUGCAAGCACAAGAACAAACUCAGGAGGUUAAGGAUGAUGAGGCCCCCAAAGAAGUACCUGGAAGAGAAAAAUCAUCAGAUGUGCUCCCGAGAAGCAAAUGUCAAACUCAUUCUGAGCACACAAUUGAAUCAAGUGCAACCAGUACUAGCAGACGGAAUAAGCGGGAAUGGAAAGGAAUUGGUCGGGAGGGUAAUGAAAAAUUUCCACUUCGAAAUGUACUAACUGAUAUUCUUCACGGGGAGGAGAAAAGAUCGCAAAAGCCCAAUGAAAUACGACACCCUCCAUCAAAACAACAGAACGGCAGAAAGCGUGAUAGGGAUGAUGAGCCACAGCAAACAAAGAGAGACGUCUCAUCACGCCCCAUGCUUGGUGGUGGUGCUUCCCGUCGUCUUCUACAGUUUGCUGUUCGAGAUGCAGUAAAAGCUGUACAGCCAACCAGCACCUCUGCUGAACCAGCAUCCAAGCGUCUGCGCUCUGUGGUUGCCACUACUUCUGCAGAGAACAUGCGUGAUAGGAGAUCAGAAAGAUCUCAGGACUACCUGAACGAUAGAAGAUCAGAAAGAUCUCAAGACAACUUGAGUGACAGAAGAUCAGAAAGAACUAGGCCAGUGCUACAGGUACAAGGAGCUGCUUUAGCUCUUAGAGCUGCAGCGGAAGCUGCUGCAGAUUCUACAAAGGUUAGAUCAACUGGAAGUGUUUUCAAGCGAUUGGGUCAAGGGAAUGUUGUGAAACAGCCAUCUCGUUCUCGUGAAGAGAAGAGAGAUUAUGAAGAUUUUGAGCCAGUUACGACUGCAGAUGAACAUGAUUCUGAUCGAUAUGUAAAUAAUGAGGAAUCUGAAGAGGAAUCUGGAGAGCUGACCAUGGCAGAUAGGGUAGCUGGAAUGAAUGUUGAUUCGAGCUCUGAAGAUGAUAUGGACCGAGAUGAGGGGAUUACAAGAUACCAAACUUCUCUUUCACAUGAAGAUACUUUCUCACCAUUUGCAGAGAAGAAAACUGUAUCGGCACAAUGCAGUGUUGAACCAGAGAUCGAUGCAAUAAGACCUUCAAGUGUGAAUGACAAGGAGCAACCUGUUCCUUCAUCAACAAAAACAGCAAGUAAAGCUGUGGCUAUUUCUGUUGAUGUAAAUAUGGUGGAACCUCCCAGUUAUGAAGCACCAAAAGAUGUUCAUGUUGUGGAGAAGCCUUAUGUUGCACCCAUGAAUUCAAAUGCCACCAGUGUGUCUACCAAUGCCAAAGAAUUAGGCCAUGCAGAAGUUCAAAAGGAUUCUCAGCGGUCUGCACCAUCUGUUCCGGUUUCAUAUAGCACAGCGCAUCCGACGGAGGAUGCAGAUUCGAGAACGCUUUAUGUUAGCAAUGUUCACUUUGCUGCCACCAAGGACUCAUUAUCUCGCCAUUUCAACAAGUUUGGUGCAGUGCUGAAAGUAGUCAUUGUCACUAAUGCUGCAACGGGCCAGCCAACAGGGUCUGCCUAUGUAGAGUUCUUACACAAAGAAUCAGCUGAACGAGCGCUGUCGUUGAAUGGCACAUCAUUUAUGACUCGUAUUCUCAAGGUCGUCCGGCGAAGUUCUCAUGAAGCAGCUCACUUUUAUGGUUGGCCUGGUAGUGGACGGUCAUCAUUGUAUGGUAGGCAUGGUAGGAUGGCAUACCCAAGAGCUGUUCACCCCGGUGGUUCCUUUAGAGGGCGUGCUCCGAUGAAAGCAGGCGCUAGAAGUUUACAGUGGAAACGGGAGCCUUCAGGCACUGAUUCAAGUGCAGGUGCGAAAACUGACAUGAGAGUGCCAUUUUCCUCUGAACAGGUGCUCCCACCUGCAACAUAG
Miscanthus lutarioriparius is the source of this 2085-nucleotide messenger RNA. Lineage: Eukaryota; Viridiplantae; Streptophyta; Magnoliopsida; Poales; Poaceae. The record is from the annotation of a GenBank genome assembly.